Molecule: messenger RNA, 1304 nt
Organism: Glossina fuscipes
Lineage: Eukaryota; Metazoa; Arthropoda; Insecta; Diptera; Glossinidae
Gene: comm
Product: protein commissureless 1
Exons: 2
Coding region: 89-1195 (368 amino acids)
Biological process (GO): axon guidance
Source: RefSeq, a predicted model, not a curated record
AACAAAAAAAAAAAAAAAAAAUUUAAUAUAUACGUAAAAGCGAAAGUUCUACAAAUUAUACCAAAUAUUUGUAAAUAAAAUUUAAGAAAUGUCACCCUCAAGUACUACCAAGGAUUACCUAGAGCUUACUAUACCCACCGUUAAUAAUACACCGACCGCCACUUUUUUGGAUACAGUUACUGUGCUGCCAAAUAAGAUGGACGUAUGGAUGAAUCAAUUGCAAAAAGAUCAUCCCGAGAUCUCUUUCGUGAUACCCAAUCAUCGCGAUAACCAACAUAUCGAUAAUAUGAUGAAUUUUAAACGUUUACUCGAACAAGUGGGCAAUACUGCAUAUGAUAGUAUCGGUAUGAAACAUCAUACCCCAGCUUUAUUAGAUUCGUAUGGUCAUACAAUUACUGGUGAGCAGAUAUCGAAAACCGCUGUCCUAGAUAUGGCUGCACUAAAGCAGUCUGCCAUGAAUGGCUUCGAAAGAUUUUUUCUUGGUACGGACAUGAAUACAUUAGUUAAUUAUUUAUGGAUCGGUAUCGUCACAUCAUUAGUGAUACUAUCAGUUGUGUUUAUAUUAUUUAGUUGUUAUUUUUAUCGGAAAUUUCGUGAAUGGAAAAAAUGCAAUAAAGAUAUACGUUCCCGUUUGAAUCAUGGUGUUUACACAACCGGCCAUUUGGUACCAUGUGACAGUGCAACCGAUGUCGAAGCGGCCUUUUAUCAAAUGGAAUCUUCACGAUCGUCAUUACCACCGCCAUGUUACACCAUAGCCACAGGUUUGCCUACUUACGAUGAGGCAAUUCAUAAUCGUAAUCAACAACCUCAGCAUAAGCAUUUCACUUUUGGUAUGAAAUUUGUUUAUCCUGCUCUCACUGUCGUACAUCCUUCAGCGGUCAAUUCGAUUAGUUCGUGGGAGAAACAUGAUUUAAAAUUAUCAGAAAAUAUUGAAAAAUCAAAUCAUCGAGACAAACAAGUCCUAGUCAAUGAAGAUCAGCAACAGAAACGUGAUGAGUUAACUGCGAUUGCGAUUGCGUCUCCGCUAUACGAUGCAACAACAGCGGCCGCGGCUUUACUUACCGACAAAAUCAUGGAUGGUAUCACUGAUUCUGCAACAUUAGAUAUUACAAAAAAUUACACCGACACUGUCGGUUAUAGUAAUGGUUAUGAAAUAAAUAGUUUGAGAGAUUUAACAGAUAUCGUUACGGUUUGAUUAUCUGUUGUACAAAGCGAACAAAAUAUGAGCGAAUUCGAGUCAUUAAACAUAUUGUAAAUAGUAUGUAAAUAAUAAUAAUAAUAUUGUAAUAAUAAUAAUAAUAAUA